CUUUAUUAAGAAAAUGGGGUAGUCAUGAUUUGACUUGAUAUAAAUUAUGAGAAGUACUCCUAUAUACGAAUGUUUUUCAUUCUUGAAGAUACAAAAGAAUUCUCCUUUGAAUCUCUGAGAAAAGAGAAUCAAAGAAAUGGCAAUUGGGUCUUUGACAACAGCCGCUGUGACCAAAGAAAGGGCAGAGCAGUAUAAAGGGAGAGUCACUCCUUAUGUUAUCAUUGCUUGCAUUGUUGCUGCUACAGGAGGGUCACUUUUUGGCUAUGAUAUUGGAAUUUCAGGUGGUGUUACUUCCAUGGACGACUUCCUUAAAGAAUUCUUCCCCACAGUAUACAGGCAAAAAAUGCAUGCACAUGAAAACAACUACUGCAAGUAUGACAAUCAGGGCCUUGCAGCAUUUACCUCGUCUCUUUACAUUGCCGGUUUAGUUGCAUCCUUGGUUGCAUCUCCCAUUACACAGAAGUAUGGACGUCGAGCGAGUAUCAUAGGCGGUGGUAUCAGCUUUCUGAUUGGAUCAGCUCUAAAUGCUUCAGCUGUUAACCUGGUAAUGCUGAUAAUUGGCCGUGUUAUGCUCGGCGUUGGCAUCGGAUUCGGAAAUCAGGCAAUUCCGCUUUAUUUGUCAGAGAUGGCACCAACCCACCUGCGAGGAGGCUUAAACAUGAUGUUUCAAGUUGCAACAACUUUUGGGAUUUUCACAGCCAAUAUGGUGAACUUUGGAACACAGAAUAUUAAACCUUGGGGAUGGAGACUGUCCUUAGGCUUGGCUGCAGUGCCAGCUCUUCUAAUGACGAUCGGAGGAAUAUUUCUUCCCGAGACUCCAAAUAGCUUAAUCGAACGAGGAUCGAAAGAAAGAGGAAGGAAGCUCCUAGAAAAGAUAAGAGGAACUAGUGAGGUUGAUGCAGAGUUUCAAGAUAUGGUUGAUGCAAGCGAGUUGGCUAAUUCGAUAAAGCAUCCGUUUAGUAACAUCCUUGAAAGAAGGUAUAGGCCAGAGUUGGUUAUGGCAAUUGUCAUGCCUACUUCUCAGAUUUUGACUGGUAUAAAUUCAAUUCUGUUCUAUGCUCCAGUGCUGUUUCAAAGCAUGGGAUUUGGAGGAGAUGCAUCACUCUACUCCUCAGCUUUGACUGGAGGUGUUCUUGCUUUCUCAACAUUCAUUUCCAUUGCAACAGUUGAUAAAUUGGGAAGGAGAGUUCUUCUUAUUAGUGGUGGAAUACAAAUGAUCAUUUGUCAGAUUAUAGUUGCCAUAAUUCUUGGAAUCAAGUUUGGAGAUAACCAGGAACUGUCGAAAAGCUAUUCAAUAUUGGUUGUAGUUGUGGUUUGCCUAUUUGUUGUAGAAUUUGGAUGGUCAUGGGGCCCACUUGGGUGGACAGUACCAAGUGAGAUAUUUCCAUUAGAAAUUCGAUCAGCAGGGCAGAGUAUCACAGUUGCAGCAAACCUUCUAUUCACUUUCAUAAUCGCGCAGGCAUUCCUUGCUCUUCUCUGCUCAUUCAAGUUUGGAAUCUUUCUUUUUUUUGCUGCGUGGAUUACCCUCAUGACCAUAUUUGUUUUUCUGUUCUUGCCUGAAACCAAAGGUAUUCCCAUUGAAGAGAUGACAUUUAUGUGGAAGAAGCAUUGGUUCUGGAAAUUGAUACUAUCUGACAAUACAUUGUAGUAAUGCAGUUCCUACAAUCACAGAACUGCAUUACAGUAAUAAAUUAGAUAAAUAAAAAAUGUUAUCAACUUGCUUAAGGAGCAUUUAGGCAUUGAAAUUAUGCAUUCAUGAUCGCCAAUGCCUGCAAUCUUAGGAGUUAAAUCGGCAACUUGCACAAUUAUUUGUAAAAGGGCGUUGAAGACAUGUAAAAAAUGUAGUAUGUAUAUGUUUUAAAAUGAGAACAAUGAAUGAGAUAAAUAGUAAUUGUACCAUCUAAGAA
Molecule: messenger RNA, 1907 nt
Organism: Cicer arietinum (chickpea)
Lineage: Eukaryota; Viridiplantae; Streptophyta; Magnoliopsida; Fabales; Fabaceae
Product: sugar transport protein 7-like
Biological process (GO): monosaccharide transmembrane transport
Cellular component (GO): membrane
Molecular function (GO): monosaccharide transmembrane transporter activity
Source: RefSeq, a predicted model, not a curated record